Molecule: messenger RNA, 2696 nt
Organism: Amoebophrya sp. A25
Lineage: Eukaryota; Dinophyceae; Syndiniales; Amoebophryaceae
Source: the annotation of a GenBank genome assembly
AGUAUGAUAGUUCUUGAUGAUGGUUGAUGUGCAUGUACAUGUUGGCUCUUCAUCCCUGACAACUGUUUUCUUGUUAUUGGAUGGAACUAUUGCGAGAAAUUGUAGACCCGGGCACCAAAAAACAAGACCGGACUCCACCUGCCGCCGGUUUGCGAACUGGAUAAAACUGGGGUCACCCUUCCAGCGGUCUCGGCAUACAAAAAAAAAAACAGGGUGAAGGACAUGAGUGAAUGAACAGCCACGACAUCAGAAAGGAAAAAACGAAAAAAUGGCCCUUGACCAUGAUACGGAUACGCUGUUUGAGUACUGGCUGUUUUACGCGAUCCUUUAUGGCCUCAGCUUCAGAAACUUGAUAACGAUAUAAUACAUUUUCGCUUCAUUUAGUAGCCGCCCUGCUUUUACACUAUUUGCUUAGGGUCUCAGAGGACUAAGUGGUUUCUUGGGGUUGUGAUUUACUUCUAGGAUAGGGCGCACGCCACUGCUUUCACUAACAAGACGUUUUGUUAUUUGCAUAUCCAAGAUUGGACAACGUGAAGAUUCCUCCAAAAUGCACUUCAUUUCCAGUAAAGCAAGUUUAGAGACUCUAAAAAUUGUUGAUUAUAAGUUCGCUGCCAUGGUCAUGGUGGUUUUUUUACAACGAGUUUGAGGGCGCACGAAUUUGGCCACUGGAAUUUUUUUUAUGGAGAAAGAUUAAGAUAUUUAUUGAGAAGAGGACAUUAAUUUGAAUCGUUCUCGUAGGAAAUUGUUUUUACUCGUCCUUCUCGCAAUUUAGUCUAAACUCAAUCAUCUCUGAGUCUCUCAAUCGUCUCUGGCAUUCAUCUGAAGCCACUAUGAUAUCUGAGACGAUCAUCCUCAAUACCAAGCGAAACUGAACCAUCUUCAUCUUCUUUGCUACCAUCAUGAUUAGCAUCAUCGUCCUCGCUCUUGUUGACUCACCCUCAGAAUUUUGGGUGAACUGCUAGUACUACUUAGCAUAUCACAGAAUGCUGGGUAAACUACUAGUACAUCUGCUUCCCCCUCGCUCCUCAACUAUUCAGGAGCACCAUGUCUUGUCCAUCUAAGGCUUUGCCGUUGUAUCUAUGGCAGCCGACAUGAUAUGCCAGAAAAUCCGACAUGGCAGCACGUUUUUGAGAACGCUACAUUCGUAAGGCUGCAAGUACCUAGAGAGCAUUCUCAACGCCAUCCUUGGUCUCUUUUUGGUCGACAAUAGGAGCAUCAUGAUAAACAAUGAACUCUUCAACAUCGACCUCAUGCCAGGCACAUCAAUCACUCAAUCAAUCAAUCAAUUAGUAUUGGCUAAGAAUUGGAGUAUCAUCAAGCGGAAAAAGAAGUGGCCAAGGAUGUGGCUUUCAAGGAAGAUGCGACGCGGUAGCUCUAACACUCCGGGGAGUUUGCCUGACAGUCGCCAUGGUUGUUUUCUCUUUUUGAAGUGUGGCAGAGCUUAUAUACCUUCCGCUCAGGUACCUUUUCCGGUUAGAGUCUUGCAACGCAGACGAUGGCGAUCCAAGCUGCUGUGAUCAGAACCGAUCCGCCGACGGCUUCUGCAGAGGGUGUGUCUUCCAAGCAUACUGCGGGAGAAAUAGGGAGAAAUACGAACUACUCCAACCGUCCAAGCAGGUCCAGCGAGAACAGCGAGAACAGCGAGAGCGAGAAGAGAGGGCGAAUCUUAUUUUUAAUCGGAAAAGUUCUGGACAUGAUGACGUGCCAGAGGAUGGAGAAAACAAUCAAGAAGGUGAACAAAAUGAAGUCUCCUAUGAAGUCUUUGUCCUGUCAGAUGAUGACGAUGAGGCUCAAAAUUACGGCUUGUUUUCCUUUUUUAAGAAGUCAGUUAUACAGUUGCACUUGCUUGGGAAGCAUCUGAUUAUAUCUUCUUGGGCGAGCAGGAUGAUGUCCUCGUCGUAAUUAAUAGUCUAAUACGUCUUGUGUACUUCUACUUCGUGAUGAAGGUAAAUGACUCAACUUAUUCUUGAGAAGCUGGCAUCAUCUAAGUACCUUACUCUUCUCGGGAAGAAACCACAACUACGUGUCGUCAAAAGAUGCUAUGAAAUGUCCCUCUCUUCAGGUCUCAGGCAUCAUCUCUAAGAGACACCGCCACCGCCACCACCGCAAGAGGAUGUUCCUGAUGAGCGCCAACCAUUUUUGGUAGGUCCUCCGGUCAUUGCGCUUGCGGCACGGCGCUAUUCCGCAGUUCCACGACGUGAAAUAGCUGAACUUCUAGGUCCUGCGAUUGAUGGGGAAAAAAGGCGUCACUCAUCAUUCUUUUAAACGCCGUUCGAUGUGAAUAGACAUAGACACCAUGAAGAUGAACCAAUUACCGUGAUCUAAUGACUAUGAAGACUCAUACAGAAGCUACUAUAAAUGUAGAUAAUGCUCGUUUUCUUUAUUCAGUUCUUUCACAAUAAUAUUUUGCACAAGAAACUGUUGGUAUUGAUCACUACAUACGCAUAAAAAUGAUAUUUGUCGCUCGUCUUUUCUUCAGUUGUAGAGCUGACCUUGACUCUGUUGACGAGAUUGCACAGGCCUACCGUAUAAAAUAUGACGUUGCAGCACGCAGAAGAUCUUGAUGGAUACAACCACACGCUUCCUUUAUUUGAUUGUUGAAAACGUGAUGACUGCUGGAUAAGAAAGUGGGCCACUCUUAUGAUGCUCGUUUUUGAAAGGAGAUCGAUGUUCAUGGAAGAUCCUUUCUGUGCAAU